Messenger RNA from Lathyrus oleraceus (garden pea), 1328 nucleotides. Its product is annotated as probable long-chain-alcohol O-fatty-acyltransferase 5. The record is from RefSeq and is a predicted model, not a curated record. The transcript has a single exon. Gene Ontology annotation, biological process: lipid metabolic process. Lineage: Eukaryota; Viridiplantae; Streptophyta; Magnoliopsida; Fabales; Fabaceae. Bases 189 to 1229 code for a protein of 346 amino acids.
UUUCAAAUCACCCAAUUUUUUCUAGUUAAACUGGACAUAGUACAGCUGUACUAUCUCACAAAACAGGCACCCAAAAGGACAAACAUUUAAUUCAAUAUUACCUAUAAAAAAUGCAACUCUCUGCACACUCCAUUUGUACAUAACCAAAACCCAUAGUAACAAUCUUUGAAGAAGACAAAAACAGAGACAUGGAAGGUGAAAUUGAGACAUUCGUUAAGGUAUGGCUUACAUCCACAAUAUGUCUAUGUUAUUGUUAUUACAUAUCUUCCAAAAUCCCAAAAGGCUUUUUAAGGUUUAUCUCUAUCUCCCCAAUUCUCUACCUCUUCAUUACCCUUCCUUUAAAUCUCUCUUCUAUCCACCUUGCUGGCCCCACAAUCUUCUUCCUUGUUUGGCUUUCAUCUUUCAAACUCAUUCUUUUCUCCUUCAAUCAACCUCCUCUUUUCCCUCUCCCAAACACAGUCUUCCAUUUCAUUUCCAUUGCAUCACUCCCCAUUAACCCACAACAAAACCCAACAACAACUUUGCCAUCUAAAAAACCGAAUCCGCCCCUUGUUUUUCUCAAAGUAGUUACAUUGGUAGCAAUCAUAUGUUGCUAUCAAUAUAGAGAACACAUGCACCCUCAUUUGAUUUUGGUUCUCUAUUGCUGCCACAUGUACCUCGGCAUAGAGCUGGUCCUAGCACUCACUGCUGCACCGGUUCGAACCGUUUUUGGGUUUGAAAUCGAACCGCAAUUUAACGAACCUUAUUUAUCAACCUCGCUUCAGGAUUUCUGGGGUCGUAGGUGGAACCUCACGGUAACGCGUACGCUACGCCCUACCGUAUACAAUCCCGUUCGCCACGUUGUUUCAUCUUAUGUCGGUACAACGUAUGCGACUUCUAUUGCCACGCUGGCCACGUUUGGUGUGUCGGGUUUAAUGCACGAGGUUAUUUAUUAUUAUCUUGCACGUGCGUAUCCCACGUGGGAAGUCACGUGGUUUUUUGUGCUUCACGGUGUUUGUACUUCUGUGGAGGUUGCGGUUAAGAAGAUUGUUCUCCGCCGUGGGUGGAGGUUGCACCGUGCCGUGUCGGGUUUGAUUACGGUGGCGUUUUUGGCUGUUACGGGGAAUUGGUUGUUUUUUCCUCAGUUGAUUCGGAAUGGUGUUGAUAGGAAGGCUAUUGGAGAGUAUGAAGUUAUUAUGGAUUUUGUCAAAGAUAAGUUACGUGCAAUUACAUUUGUUUUUAAUUUGUAGUAAACAUUAGUUUCUAUAAACUUGCAAAUUUUAAAUUAUAGUUUUGUUUGAUUGAUUGAAAUUGAUUUGUUUAUUGAGCAUGUUGUUUUCGGCUCGUUA